Molecule: messenger RNA, 870 nt
Organism: Coffea eugenioides
Lineage: Eukaryota; Viridiplantae; Streptophyta; Magnoliopsida; Gentianales; Rubiaceae
Product: AT-hook motif nuclear-localized protein 20-like
Exons: 1
Coding region: 1-870 (289 amino acids)
Cellular component (GO): nucleus
Molecular function (GO): DNA-binding transcription factor activity; minor groove of adenine-thymine-rich DNA binding
Source: RefSeq, a predicted model, not a curated record
AUGGCAAAUAGGUGGUGGACCGGCCAGGUUGGUUUACCUGGUGUUGAAACAUCUUCAUCAACUGGCUCACCAGUGUUGAAGAAGCCAGAUCUGGGCAUAUCAAUGAACGACAACAGCGGAAGCGGUGGCGGCAGUGGUGGAAGAGAUGAUGAAGACGAAAGAGAAAACAGCACUGAUGAGCCUAAAGAGGGUGCAGUUGAGGUAGCUACUCGGAGGCCUAGAGGAAGACCUCCUGGUUCCAAGAAUAAGCCAAAACCGCCUAUCUUUGUCACUAGAGAUAGCCCUAAUGCUCUCAGAAGCCAUGUCAUGGAGGUUGCAAAUGGUUCUGACAUAGCUGAAAGCAUAGCCCAGUUUGCCAGGAGAAGGCAAAGGGGAGUUUGUGUACUGAGUGCUAGUGGAACAGUUACUAACGUAACCCUUAGGCAACCUUCCGCACCUGGUGCAGUCAUGGCUUUACAUGGCCGCUUUGAGAUUCUCUCUCUCACCGGAGCUUUCCUCCCCGGUCCAGCCCCUCCCGGGGCUACCGGACUAACUAUAUACCUAGCUGGAGGCCAAGGCCAAGUGGUUGGGGGAAGUGUGGUUGGAUCACUAGUGGCCUCAGGACCAGUGAUGGUGAUUGCUUCAACAUUUUCGAAUGCUACUUAUGAGAGGCUGCCUAUUGAGGAAGAUGAAGAAGGCGGUGGUGCAGCUCAGGGACAACUUGGUGGGAACGGAUCACCGCCGUUGGGGAGUGGUGGGGCGCCGCAGCAAGGUGGUUUGGGUGAUCCGUCCUCUAUGCCUGUGUAUAGUUUGCCACCAAACCUGAUGCCUAAUGGUGGACAGCUGAACCAUGAAGCAUUUGCUUGGGCUCAUGGCCGCCCUCCUUACUAA